GGCAGGCGGGCCGGGGACUGGGCGCGAUGACGGCCGAGCUGCAGCAGCAGGCCCCGGAGGGGGGCGCGUCCGCUGCCGAGAGCCGAGGGCGGAACUGCAGUGUGCUCAUAAACCAGCUGAGAGAAGUCACCGGCAUUCAGGAUCCUGAGUUCCUCGAUGCAGCCCUGAAGGCUGCUGAUGGGAACCUAUAUCAGGCUGUUAGCUUUCUCACUGAGGGCCGUGCUGAAGAUCUGGACCAGGAAGCCAUCGCUGCAGAACCAUCCAACUAUGAAGGAAGUGAGGUUGGCGAAGAACAGGCAACCAGUCCAAUUGAUGCAACACAAGAUCAUAAUACUGACAUGCAGAAAGUCAUUUCUUCUGGGGAUCAGGAUUUUCCAAGAAUUCAAGUCCUGGAGAAGGAUCCUAACACACCAGUGAAUGUAGGCUACGAGUCGAGCCUGUCUGAAAACAAAAUUUGCUCCAAAAGGAAACGAUACGAAGCUUUGGGAGACGCCACCGCUCAGAAUGACUGGAGGAGAGCUGGUGAUUGGCCAGUAGGGCUGAAAAACGUUGGGAAUACUUGCUGGUUCAGUGCAGUCAUACAGUCUUUUUUCCAGCUGCCAGAAUUCCGACGGUUAGUUUUCAGCUACUCCCUUCCUCACAGUGUUCUUGAAAGCUUUUGCAGCCAAAGCGAAAAGAGGAAAAUCACAUUCAUGCUGGAACUCCGGGGUCUCUUUGCUUUAAUGCUGGGAACAUUCCGCAAAUUUGUAGACCCUACUGCAGCACUGGAACUGAUCAGAGAUGCAUUCAGAACUCCUGAGGAGCAGCAGCAAGAUGUGAGCGAGUUUACCCACAAACUUCUGGAUUGGCUGGAGGAUGCUUUCAAGCUGGCUCUGAAUGUUAAUGGUAACUCCCAGGAUAGGUCCGAGAACCCAGUGAUUCAGCUCUUUUAUGGGACUUUUCAAACGGAAGGUGUCCAUGAAGGCGAGCCUUUUUCCAAAACGGAGACCUUUGGCCAGUAUCCCCUGCAGGUAAAUGGCUAUAAGAACUUGUACGAGUGUUUGGAAGGAGCCAUGGUAGAGAAAGAAACUGAAUCCUCGCCUUCUAAUCAAUCAGUGAAAUACGGGCAAGAGCGCUGGUUUACAAAGCUUCCUCCAGUGUUGACGUUUGAGCUUUCCCGGUUUGAGUUCAAUCAGUCGCUCAGACAGCCAGAGAAGAUACACAACAAGCUAGAAUUCCCACAGAUAAUUUAUAUGGACAGGUUCAUGUAUGUUAAUAAAGAACUUAUUCAAGCCAAAAGAAAGGAAAACAAGAGACUGAAAGAUCAGAUAGCAAUUCUACAGCAGAAAUUGGAACGAUACAUGAGAUACGGUUCCGAUGCAGGCCGUUUCCCCUUGCCGGACAUGCUGCAGUCUGUUCUUGAAUUUGCAAAUACUCGGCCGUCGACGGUGGCGUGCCCAACAGGGCCCCAGGCCAAGCGCCAAACUUCAGAGGUGUCCCUGAUACAAAGCAGCAGGGUAGCAAUGCAGACGGAGAGUGUUGAAGAUGUGGCUGGAGCAGAGGUCGCAGCUCACCAGGAACUAGUGAAGGAGCCCCUUCAGCCAUCCAGAUUACCCGUGGAGAUGCCAGAAUAUCCCGCUCCUCACGUGAUCACGGAGGAUGAAAUGAAUCUUGUUACGACCUGCCUGCAACGAUGGAGAGAAGAGGUUGAGCAAGACAUAAGAGAUCUGAAGAACUCCAUUGAGCUGCUUUCCCAGUCCAGUGAACAGAUGUACUCUGAACCUCAGCUUCAUCAGGUCCCUUACCACUUGCACGCUGUCCUGAUCCAUGAAGGCCAGGCCAAUGCUGGCCAUUACUGGGCCUAUGUCUACAGCCAGGCCCGAAAGAGCUGGCUCAAAUAUAAUGACAUCUCUGUGACAGAGUCAUCCUGGGACGAAGUGGAGAAGGAUUCUUUUGGAGGCCUGAAGAAUAUCAGCGCCUACUGCCUGAUGUACAUAAACGAAAAGCUCCCGCACGUCACUGCAGACUUUGAUGAGGAGCAGACCCAGAGAGAAGUGGACGCGCUGCCUCCGGAACUUCGGCACUACAUAGAAUGCAACAACUUGAAGCUGGAACAAGAGGUGGCAGAGUGGGAGGAGCAGUCCUCCAAGAUGGCCCAGAUAGAUCAGUCUUCGUCGUCGGUGGAUUCUCAAUAUCUGUCUUCUGACUCAAUGCCAGAACAAUCCAGCCCCUGCAAGCUGGAGAUAAGUUCCCUCUCCACUGAACAUGCCAGGAUCAGCCAGGACCAGACGGCUCAAGCCAUUGCCAAGACAAACGAUACAUAUGAGAAGGCUGGUGGACCGAAAGCUCUUGACAAGUCCAAGGAGGCAGAACCAGUGAAUGCCCUCCCCGAAGAAGGAAGCCUUGCAGCUCAGGCAGAGGAACAACAGGAUGUUAAGGGGAUGGAGACCCCUGCCCCGCCUAGCUCACAGAUUUCUGAAGUGGAGAUCCCCAGUGUGGGAAAGAUCCUAGUUAGAUCGGAUGCUGAUGGAUAUAAUGAGGAGGUGAUGCUUAGUCCCGCCAUGCAAGGUGUGAUCCUGGCUAUUGCUAAAGCCCGACAGACCUUUGAUCGGGAUGGCUCUGAAGCAGGGCUAGUCAAGGCAUUCCACGAAGAGUAUUCCAGGCUCUACUCGCUGUCCACAGAGAUCCAAACGCCACAAAACGACCCGCGGCUUCAGCACGUCCUGGUUUACUUCUUGCGGAACAGCGCUCCCAAGCAAGUGGUGGAGCGGACGCUUCUGGAGCAGUUUGCAGACAAAAACCUCAGCUUUGAUGAAAGGUCAAUUAGCAUCAUGAAGGUAGCUCGAGCAAAGUUAAGAGAGAUUGGUCCUGAUGAAGUGGAUAUGGUUGAGUACAAGAAAUGGCAUGAAGACUACAGUUUGUUUCGCAAGGUGUCUGUUUACCUCUUAACAGGCUUGGAGCUCUACCAGAAUGAACAGUACUACGAGGCUCUAACAUACCUGAUAUAUGCCUACGAGCGAAAUAAGCCCCUGUGGAUGAAGGGCUUCAACAGAGCUGCGGAUGCAUCUUUAAUUGCUCUCUACAGGAGGAAAUGCCUCUUGAAGUUGAACGAAGCUGCAGCAACUCUGAUCGAAAGCAAAUUUAAUGCAGACGAAGGGAUGAGUAUCUUGAAUGAGCUGAUCAUCCCCUGCGUCCAACUCAUCAUAAGCGACGCCGUGUCCAAGGACGAUCUCCAUGCCAUCGAGGUCAUGAGAAAUCGCUGGUUUGCUUAUGUGGAAAAAGUCAUGAAUGCCGACGUGAAACAGAAGCUGACCGAACUUCUACCCCGUCUGCUGGAUGAUUCAUCAGAAGGAAUCGUUUUGAAAGAGCCGCCCGGAAUACGCCCCAACUCACCCUACGAUCUCUGCAACAGAUUUGCAGCUGUUAUGGAGUCCAUUCACGGGGCAUCGACAGUGACUGUAAAAUAAAAACCUGCUGCCUCUACGGCCUUGAGCACUGGAGGCCACAGACCGCCGGAGUGUGGAAUCCAGCAGCCAACUACCUUUGGAACAGAUCAAGGAGCAGAGAGACAAUCCAUACCCAGACCCAACCAAGAGUGCGUGUGUCUAGAAAAGGACUAAAAGGAGCAUGGCACCGUUUUGGUGUGCGUGAUAUAUGGGCAGACACUAAUUGGAACAUGCACUGAGGUUUCACAGUUUUACACUGGCCUGUAAUGGCACUUGCCUUUGCUUCCUACAAGAAUAUAGUGGGAAGGUGUGUUUUUUUUUCUUUGAGAAAUGUGCAAUCUCAAACUAAGCAUUGUACACACAUAUGCACACACGCACAUAGGCCUGCAUUGCCUCACUUAUACAUGUGUGGCCAGUCAUUUAAUAUGCUUAUUAUGAGUGUUCCAUGCACACUGUAUUAGCAUUUUAAAUGCACUCACCACACAUGCUGGUCCAUUGAUGUGCAGUUACCAUGCCUUUGCUAACUCUUCACAUGAGUAGGCCAAGACAUGGAAGUGCUUUUAAAUGAGAUGGGGCCCUUGUGGAUCACUUGCAUGCAUAAACACAUAACCCAUGCCCACAUCCUGUUUUUAAAGUGAUCCUCAGUGACAUCAGAGCAGAAUUGGUUCAGGGAAUAAGCCAGUCUGAGCCAUAAGUAGGGGUUUAAUAAAUACGCUUGCCUCUAGGGAAAAGAAACUUAAAUAUAAGACCGUAAAUUGGGGUAUUUCCCAGAUUCCUUCUGGUGCUGAGCUAGCAGAAGGAGAUGCCAAGCUGUGUUGUACGUGAUGCAGGCGUUCAGGUAUAUCGUGUGUGUCAGUCACUCAAAACGCAGCAGCUGCUUUCCCAGGGGGACACGGGACAGAAUCGUGAUGGUGGCAGUAUUGUACGAUGGCAACAGAACUGCAGAAAUCAUUCCACCACAAGAGUAGAGACGGAAAACAACCCAUGAGGAAGUAGUUGUUGUUUUGACCUCCCAAAUUAUUUCCUUCAGCAGAGAAAUCAACGAAUUUUAAUUACCAGAGUAUUAUUGGAGGUGGCAAGUGCAUUAAAAGUCAGGAUGAAACCAUU
Elgaria multicarinata webbii is the source of this 4532-nucleotide messenger RNA. RefSeq names its product ubiquitin specific peptidase 28 (gene USP28). The record is from RefSeq and is a predicted model, not a curated record. Bases 27 to 3446 code for a protein of 1139 amino acids. The transcript is spliced from 26 exons. Gene Ontology annotation, biological process: protein deubiquitination; regulation of proteasomal protein catabolic process; proteasome-mediated ubiquitin-dependent protein catabolic process. NCBI's taxonomy places the organism in Eukaryota, Metazoa, Chordata, Lepidosauria, Squamata, Anguidae. Gene Ontology annotation, molecular function: cysteine-type deubiquitinase activity; protein binding; proteasome binding.